This is a messenger RNA of Uranotaenia lowii, 513 nucleotides long. Its product is annotated as small integral membrane protein 20. The transcript is spliced from 3 exons. NCBI's taxonomy places the organism in Eukaryota, Metazoa, Arthropoda, Insecta, Diptera, Culicidae. Gene Ontology annotation, cellular component: mitochondrial inner membrane. Bases 204 to 425 code for a protein of 73 amino acids. The record is from RefSeq and is a predicted model, not a curated record. Gene Ontology annotation, biological process: mitochondrial respiratory chain complex IV assembly.
AAAUGUCACUUUUCCGAAAGCGCUCGAUGCACUUUUUUUUGAGUGUUUCGUUUUGCAUAACAAAAUAUUUCACCAUCCGUUCCGAUCCAUUCGCAUGUUGGCACAAGAAUAUGUUUCAGAAAUAAAUCGUUUUCGGUCUUUCGCAAUAACGUUUCUGUCAGUGUUCAAGAAAACCCUUUAGUUUGCCCGGCUGCUGCAGGAAGAUGCGUUUGAGGGGGAGUAACUAUUACAUGUUUAUCGGUUCCAUUGUGGGCAUCAUCGGUAUCACCUGUUAUCCGAUCAUCGUGGAACCGAUGAUUAAUCCGGAGCAGUACCGAAAAGUACAGAAGGUCAACAGAAGCAGUGUGAAACAGGAAGAAAUCCAGCCUGGAAACAUGCGAGUAUGGAGCGAUCCCUUCAAACCUCGGGAAGAUCGCCCUGGAUAAAUGAUCUUAACAGGUCGUUAAGAUAUACCUAGCUUAUAAUAGUUUCAUCCAUUGUACCAACCAGGAAUAGAUGUGAGGUGUAAAUUAA